CUUUGUUGCUGCCAGUCAUGGUUGUUGGGACGCUUCUACUCUCCGUAGCCCUCGCGGUUGGCGGUCUUGCCCAAAGUCCGAUCUACCGCCAGGACUACGCGUACCCUCAAUACCCAGGCUACCAAGCGUACCAGCCUGUGCCCACCGUCGCCCCCCCGUCCUACGUGCCGCUCUCCUCUUACUACCAGUCGGGUGUUGCUUCUCCGCCGGUGUACCAGCCAGCCGAGGCUCCGAUCGAAUCGGCGAAGCCUGCAUACCAGCCGGUUCAGUACCAGGCCACCGCAUCUCAGUACCAAGCGGCCCCGUACCAACCCGCUGCGCCUGUGUUCCAACCGGUUCAGUCUCAGUAUCAAGCGGCUGAGCCUCAAUACCAGCCAGUUCAGGCUCAGUACCAAGAGGCUCUGCCCCAGUACCAGCCGGUUCAACCCCAGUACCAACCGGCCCAGCCCCAGUAUCAGCCCAUCGAGUCCCAGUACCAAGCGCUGGACCAGUACGGCCAGUACACCUUCGGCUUCACGGGCGGAGACCUGGCCCGCUCGGAGACCCGCGGCGCCGACGGCUCCGUGCGCGGGUCCUACUCGUACGUGGACGAGGAGGGCUGCACGCAGACGCAGCACUACGUCGCGGACGAGCUCGGCUUCCGCGUCACGGGGACGAACCUCCCGCGGGCGCCGGAGGUCCCCGCGGGCGGAGCUGCCGCCCCCGUCUACGAGCCCCUGCCGACGCCCCAGCCCGUCAGGGACACCCCGGAGGUCGCUGCGGCCAAGGCAGCUUUCCUCAAAGCCUACAACGAGGCAGCCAUCGCCGCCGCCGAGGCUCCCGAUAUAGAUUAAUGGAGCAAACGACAGGGCCUUCAGCCUCCCGAAGGAUUUUUCCUCUUGCCAGCUGCCUCACCCUUGUUCUCCCCAGCAAGAGGCGUCUCGUGCCCAUAGAAACCCCGCCGUAGAGCUCCUGCGCCGCCUCGACUCAUUACCAGAGAAAAUAAGUGCCUGACGCUGUAAUCUUUUCAGCCACAAAUUACUGUACGACAGUGACAAUUAACAAACACAAGAUCAAAGCCUUCGACAGCAUAUCAAAUAAACGGGAUCUUGAAGCGCCAUCAAAAAGACCCGGAUGGAAGUAAAUCACGUACGAGAAAAGGCGUGUUUCCAAGGACACAAUCUCAUUCACAUAGCAAGGAAAAAAAUACUAUGGACAAGGCCAAGGACAUAUUUGUCACGGAAUCACAUACUAAAAGAGGCGGCCAGAUGUUGACGGCUUGAGAGUGAAAAUUGUAAAUACACACGUAUUCCCUUU
Messenger RNA from Penaeus monodon (black tiger shrimp), 1296 nucleotides. RefSeq names its product DNA-directed RNA polymerase II subunit rpb1-like. The record is from RefSeq and is a predicted model, not a curated record. Gene Ontology annotation, cellular component: chitin-based extracellular matrix. Gene Ontology annotation, molecular function: structural constituent of chitin-based larval cuticle. The transcript has 2 exons. NCBI's taxonomy places the organism in Eukaryota, Metazoa, Arthropoda, Malacostraca, Decapoda, Penaeidae. Bases 18 to 833 code for a protein of 271 amino acids.